CCUCUCUCAUUCAAAUGAAUACAAAGCAAUGCUGUUUUGCUAACCCAAAAUUGUAGGUAAAAAGAAUGAGACGAAAAACAGAGGAUUUUAUUUGCCUUUGGUUCCUUUUUAAUGAAUGAUCUCUAUUCGUUUAGCCCAUUUUAAGUAUCCCCUUCUGUUUCAAUUUUCAAGCUUCAGAAGCCUCAGGGUUUCUGAAAAUUUCCAGGUAUUGGGUUGAUCUUUUUCUGGUUGCCCUCUCUUUCAUUUAAUCCUACCUAUAUAUUGGAAAUUGAGAAGAAAAAGUUUGCAUAACAGAGAGAGAUGGGGCUUGGAAGAUUGGGAUUUGUAGUUAGAGUUUGGAAGUUUAUGAUGAUAUCAGUUAAAACAUGUUAUAGAUCGGUUUGGAAUCAUCCAAUUUUGGUUGGUUUGGUCAGUUUUAUCAUAUAUUUGUAUAGAUCUUCUCCAUUUAUGUUUUCAAUAUUGGUUACUGCAUCUCCUGUUUUGGUUUGCACUGCUGUUUUGCUUGGUCUUCUUUUGAGUUUUGGGUCACCGAACAUACCCGAAGUUGAGGAAAAGGGAGAAGAAGAAAAAGUUAGUCAUGAAGUUUCAUCAUUGAAAACUGGAGCUACUGAGGAUUAUUCUAUAGUCGAGAGAGAUGCUGGUCGUGAUGGUUUUGUUGUAGAAAGAUAUGUAAAAAAGAGGAGAGGUAUAGUAGAGAAUGAUUUUGAGAAAGUUAGUUUGGUUGAUAAUGAGGUUGGCGAAGUUGAGAAGGAUGGUUCCGUUUCUUAUAAGCUUUUAGUUGACGACCGUUUGGAUUCUAUGGGCAUUCGUUGUGAGAAUGGGGUGAUUGAUGGUGUGCAGGGAAUGUCGAAUGAUUUGUUGUUCGAGAAGAAGAGAGAGAUUAAGAGAGAGAUGCUGGGGAGUGAUGGUGCAUUUCGUAAGAUGGAGCUUGCUGAGGAUCAAAGUAAUGUGCCAAAGGAUAAAGAUGAUGAUGACUAUUUGGAUUCUGAUUCUGAUGGUGCUGAAAGUUCCUCUCCUGAUGUUUCGAUGGCAGAUUUAAUGCCGGUGAUUGAUGAGUUGAAUCCACUUUUAGGCUCAGAUGCACCACAGCCUGCUCUGCUAUGUGUGGAUGGUUCUUAUGCUGUUUCAGAUAUGUCUCAUGGCAGUAUUAAUGAUGAUAGUGUUGAUUCAGAUGAGUUAGAGAACCCGAGGGAGGAAGAUAAUGAUGAGAAUGAAGGAAAAGGAACAAAGACGGAUACUGAAGAUGAAAGUAAAUUCGCAAUUAAAUGGACAGAGGAUGAUCAGAAAAAUCUCAUUGAACUGGGGACUUCAGAGCUUGAAAGAAACCAACGGUUGGAGAUUCUUAUGGCUAGGAGAAGAGCUUGUAAAAACAUGAAUUCAACGACUGAGAAGAAUUUAAUGAACUUAGAAGGUGCUGCUAUUUCCUCACACAUCACACCGAUUUCUACUAGACAAAACCCGUUUGAACUUCUAUACGAUUCCUGUGAUGAGCUAGGAUUACCUCCCAUUCCAGGGUCAGCUCCAUCCAUUAGGCUGCCAAGAAACCCUUUUGAUCUUCCUUGUGACUCAACUGAGGAAAUACCUGUUCCUAAAGGAGACAGUUUCCCAGUAGAUUUUUCAGGUUUUAAUCAAAGGGAAGUAGUUCCUCAAAGAGAAUCCAUCUUUCGGAGACAUGAAAGCUUCAAUGUGGGACCGUCAUCUUUUGGUUUUCCUAGGGAAGAGCAUAAUUGGAAACCUUUUUUUGUUCCAGAUAGGGUAGUAACAGAAGGAGCCUCAUUCCUGAGGCAGUCAAGUGAAGCUAGUGAGUCGAAGUUGAGCUCUGUUCUUGAUACGGAAUCAGCGAGUUCAGUACCGGACGAAGAGGACAACAAGUCAAAUGAGCAUGGUGUUUCUCGAGAAACUGAACCGAUCUUGAAUGUAGAUCAUGUUUCUGUCCAUGAUGAACAAGAGAGCCAAUCAUCAGGGAAUGUUAGAUCCAUUAAUGCUGUCCUAGCCGAGAAUCGAGAUGUUCAUCAUGAUGUGGUUGAGAUCGUUUUGGGGGAUGGGGAAAAUCAGCUGGAAAUUGAAUCAGAUUUGUCUGAAGCUGCAGCAACUGCUCAUAUGGAAUUCAAUGCCAGUGAAAUUCAUUCUGAAGGAGAGAUGAUUAUGGAUGAUUCUAGCAGUAGCUCAAGUUCGUCUUCCUCCUCCUCCUCCUCCUCAGAAACAGAUGAAGAGAUAUCUGAUGCCAGGGGAGAAGAUUUUGCAAGUUUUGAAUCCGAGGAUAAUGAAACUAAAGAAUCUGACUUUUCUACACAACCUUCAUUUGAGGAAUCAGAGUUCCCUUCUACGAGUAGGGCGGUGGAUGAUAAUCAACACAGGAAGCCUGUUUAUGAUUCCAGUCCUCCAUCACUCGAGAAAUUCUUCUCAUUUUCAUCUCUCUCUUCUAGCACAUUAGCUGAGAUAUCUGAAAUGGGUUUGCCUUUGAGGUUGAUAGGGUCUACAGAUGGGGAACCCAAAGCACAUGGCAAAACAACUAUUGUGGCAUCAUCUUCACUGGAAUCGGACAAACAACUGUUGUGGCAUGAUACAGAGAUGGAUGAACAUGAUAAGCUCAAGGUAAGUUAUGCAAUAUGA
Molecule: messenger RNA, 2613 nt
Organism: Hibiscus syriacus
Lineage: Eukaryota; Viridiplantae; Streptophyta; Magnoliopsida; Malvales; Malvaceae
Exons: 3
Coding region: 301-2613 (770 amino acids)
Source: RefSeq, a predicted model, not a curated record